UGGUGGGAUGGUGGUUGUUGCACGACAAAACAGGGGGGAAGCGAAGAGAAGUUUUGAGAUGCGUGGAGGGAGAAACUGGGAGAAAGUCGUUGCAGUCUUGGGAGUUACAUAACAAGAUGAGCCUAAAAAUUUAUGAGCACAUUGCCACCGAAGGUGAGGAGCUCGGGGAAGCGUGUCGACCCAUUGCAUCUGCACGGCAACCUCCGGGGCCAAUCCAGUGGCCCACCAGGUCGUGA
Messenger RNA from Acaulospora colombiana, 236 nucleotides. The record is from the annotation of a GenBank genome assembly. Lineage: Eukaryota; Fungi; Glomeromycota; Glomeromycetes; Diversisporales; Acaulosporaceae.